Molecule: messenger RNA, 4281 nt
Organism: Cryptomeria japonica (Japanese cedar)
Lineage: Eukaryota; Viridiplantae; Streptophyta; Pinopsida; Cupressales; Cupressaceae
Product: DNA mismatch repair protein MSH7
Exons: 17
Coding region: 180-3578 (1132 amino acids)
Biological process (GO): mismatch repair
Cellular component (GO): MutSalpha complex; nucleus
Molecular function (GO): mismatched DNA binding; ATP-dependent DNA damage sensor activity; ATP binding
Source: RefSeq, a predicted model, not a curated record
UUGUAGAGUAUUUAACGGUCCUUUUCCUUCUCGACCUGAGGUCAGGGUACAACUAUUUAACGCUUCCCGCCCAAAAUUCUGGUCUGAAAUUUACUCCCUUCCGAGUGGUAAAUCACUCUACCAUUUCUAUCUGAACCAACUUAAAUCUGUCCCAGAAGGAACUGUUCACAGCCCCAAAAAUGAAAGGCCAAAGUUCGAUCAGUUCUUUCUUUUCAAAGUCCGCUGAAAAACCCCCUAAACCCAAGCAAAACCCCAAUGCGAAUUUUAAACAACUUUCCUACUUGGAAAUGUUGGAGCGUCGCCAAGAAAAACCAAUUCAAUUUUCUCAACUUCAGCACAAGUUUUCCCUCCCGGGGGCUCCGUCUUCUAGUGUGGAAGGGUUACCGUCCGAUUUACCGGAAGCUCAGGCGAUCAAAACGCCGUUAGGGAAUAGAGAACGGUCUCUUGUUGCAGAAAAUGAAGAUUCCCCUCUUCAUGCCUUGCAGAAAACCCCGUUUAAAACUCCUCCGAACAAAGGAGUAAUUGAAUUCGACAGUGAUAAAUGUUCCGGCGUGCAAAGGAAGCGUGAACUAUAUGCUUAUGAGAAAACAUUUGAAGAUCGGUUAUUGGCUGUGCAAAAUGAUGUAGCAGCAGAUUUUGAUUGGCCAGACACACCUGCUGUGCAACCUUUUGUACCCAGAAAUAAAAGAAUUCUUGAAGACAAUUCGGAAGUUACCAGGUGUCAGGAGCUUUUACCUGCCUCAGAUCCUAACAAAAGAAGAAAACUAAUCGAAGUAUUAGGGGAGGAUGGGCUGGAGCAUGGAGGAGCCUGGGAAAAAUCAAAGUCAAAAUUUGAAUUUCUUGAUCCUUCGGUCAUAAGGGAUGCCAAACUAAGGAGGCCAAGUGAUCCUUUGUAUGAUAAAAGAACUCUGCAUAUUCCCAAAGAUGUUUUAGACAAAAUGUCAGCAUCUCAAAAACAGUACUGGACAACAAAAUGCCAGUACAUGGAUACUAUACUAUUUUUUAAAGUGGGCAAGUUUUAUGAGCUCUAUGAGGUGGAUGCUGAGAUUGGCCAGAAGGAGUUUGAUUGGAAAAUGAUUAUUAGUGGUGUUGGCAAGUGUAGACAGGUUGGUGUCCCCGAAAGUGGAAUUGAAGAGGCUAUUCUGAAGUUGCUUGAACGGGGGUACAAGGUUGGGAGGAUGGAACAACUUGAAACUACAGAGCAGGCAAAGGCAAAGAGGGGUUCCACAGCUACAGUCCAGCGAGAGCUGGUUCAUAUUUCAACACCGUCAACAGCAAUACAUGAAAAUUUAAAGGCUGAAGCAGUUCAUCUCCUUGCCUUGAAAGAGGAAACGUUUGAUAGGGCAAAUGAUUGUUCAGUGGCAUUUGGUUUUGCCUUUGUUGAUGCUGCAGCUUGUCAAUUCUUUGUUGGUUCAAUGUCUGAUGAUUCGUCUCGUUCUGCUUUAGGAGCUUUGCUUAUGCAAGUAUCUCCUCGGGAGCUACUAUAUGAGAUUGGAGGACUCUCCAAAGAGACUCAAAAGGCACUAAAAAAGUACACAAGUUUAGGAUCUGUGGCUUUGGAGUUGACUGCUCUUCAACCAGGCUUGGAUUUCACGGAUUCUUCUGCAGUGUUCAAGUUGAUCCAGUCAAAGGGAUAUUUGAAAGGAUCUGGUACUACAUCAUGGUAUGCUGCAAUAGAAAGCACAACCCAUGAAAAUCUUGUCUCAAGUGCCCUUGGAGGAUUGGUUAUACAUUUGCAUAGGAUGAAGCUGGAUGACGAUCUACUUUGUAAUGGGGCUGUUUGUCCUUAUCAAGUCUAUAAGGGCUCACUUCGGCUUGAUGGUCAAACUCUUUCGAACCUUGAGAUUUUCAAUAAUAAUGCAAAUGGAAGUGAUGAAGGGACACUUUUCAAGUAUCUUGAUCAUUGUACUACUUCUUUUGGGAAACGUCUUCUGAGACGUUGGAUUUGCCAUCCUUUGAGAAAUGUUCAAGAUAUUAAUUAUAGGCUUGAUGCUGUGGAGGAGCUCAUUAGUCGGCCAGAAAUUGCGGUUUGUAUUUCAGAAAGGUUACGAAAAUUACCAGAUCUUGAACGACUUGUUGCCCGUAUUAGGGGAUCAGCAGGCACAUUAUCUGCUGGCCUGGGGCCCUUGGUUGGGCCAAAAAAAAUUAAACAAAGAGUUAAGACACUUGCCGCUGCUGUCAAGGGACUGCGAGAUGGAAUGGACUUGCUAAAGGUCCUUCACAUUGGAGAUCAGGAUGGACCUCCAAAGACACAUUUGCUUUGGGAAACAUCAACCAUGAGAAAUACAAUUCAGCUUAACCAAAUACUUGAUCAGAUUGAAUUGAUAAUAGAAGAGAAACUGCCUUUUGAUGUGAAAUUUCCAAAGCAGGAUAAGGAUCUCGGUGAGGAUGGGGUUGAAAGUUUGAAUUCAAUUGAAAACUUGUUCACUCAAGAGAUAGCACAUUGGUCACGAAUUGUUGAUGCCACAAGCUGUAUUGAUGUGCUGGUAGCCUUUGCUAGAUCAGCAAACUCAUCAAAUGGAACUACAUGCAGACCCGUUCUUGUUUCUGUCCAGGAAAAUGAUAGUAUUUUAGAUGGUGGAAAAAAAGUUUCUAUUCUCAGCAUGAAAGGGUUAUGGCAUCCUUAUGGUAUGGGAGGGCAGGGAAGUCAGCCAGUUCCCAAUGAUAUAGAACUUGGGAAUGAGAGAGCAUAUGGUUGUCCCCGUGCGAUGCUUCUAACGGGACCAAAUAUGGGGGGUAAAUCAACACUCUUGCGUGCUACCUGUCUGGCAGUGAUAAUGGCUCAGCUCGGUUGCUAUGUACCAUGUGAAUCAUGUAUCCUGUCACCAGCAGAUGUUAUUUUUACACGGCUGGGUGCAAGUGACCGCAUAAUGUCAGGAGAAAGCACAUUUCUAGUUGAAUGCAUGGAGGCAGCAUCAGUAUUGCGAUACGCAACACCAUACUCUCUUGUAGUGCUAGAUGAACUUGGUCGAGGAACAUCUACAUUUGAUGGAUAUGCGAUUGCAUAUGCAGUUUUUCGACAUCUGGUUGAAACAAAAGAUUGUAGGUUGCUCUUCGCCACACAUUAUCAUCCUCUAACUAAGGAGUUUGCUUCUCACCCUUGUGUUCGUCUAAUGCACAUGUCAUGUUCAUUUGAGGCAAAAUCCACAUGUGUUGAUUACACAGGGGUGUCGAAUUCGCAGUCUGAGAAAGCAAUCACAACUGACAACAGUCUUAAUUUGGAUUUCUUUGACACCGAGAGGCACCUUGUCUUUUUGUAUAAGCUAAGGUCUGGUGCAUCCCCAGAAAGCUAUGGCCUGCAAGUAGCCUUACUUGCUGGAAUGCCAAGAUCUCUGGUCAAAGCGGCAUUCGAUGCUAGUCAAGUCAUGAAAUCCUGGCUUUCAAGCAGUUUUGAUUCAAGUGAGCAAAGGGCAGAGUUUUCAACUUUACAUGAGCAGUGGUUGAGGACUGUGUUAGCAACUCCAGAUGAUAAAUCUCUCCACAACAACUUGGACUUUACUGCUGAGGAUGCAUAUGAUAAUUUGCUGUGUGUGUGGCAUGAACUUCAGAAUUUCUCACAGCAAAGUGCUAAACCGUAAGAAUACAUCCUGCUGCUUGAGUGGUUGUAAGAUUUUGUCAGGUGCAGUUUCCUCUUAUGGAGAUUUUUUUGAUAUAAGCUAUGCUUUUGGAUCAAGUUUUGACUCUUCGGAUCAGUUUAAACCAGUUGCUCUUAUCAAGCAAAGUUUCUCUUUCCUUAUGUUUUGGGGUUCUUGGCUCUAGAAGUACAGAGGCACAAAAUUGAAUUCCCGGAGAUUAAUUUCGAAAGGAGGGUUUUGUGAAAAUAUUGUGGUGCAUCAUGAACUUUUUUAACUUCAAGAAUUUAUUCCUUGUUUGUUAACUUCAAUGAGUUGACUGUCAGCUUUUGACAGACAACAUUUUGCAUGUGUGCAGUCCAAAAUUUGAGAGAACUGUGAUGUCCUAUUAAUGCAGCGGGGACACAAAGGUGUUCUAAGAAUCAUCCCACAACUUCAGUCUGAAGUUUGGGUGAAAUGUACCAUGGGUGCGCGUCAAAGCAAUUAGAAACUUUUAUUAGUGCAUUUGGCACAAUGGGAAAAUAUGAUUAUUGUCAGAUAUAUUUUCCCAGUUAUGUAUGUACUGUGACAAUAUUUGAUGGUGCUAUAUGAGAAAACCAUUGUAAAACAAUCAUGUCAAUUGUCAGAUCUAGUUUUUGGUACAUGCACAUGAACAAAUUUUAAUAUAGUUGAAAAUGAUAAAAUAAAUAUGAUGAUGAAAUUUCUGAUA